Haliotis rufescens (red abalone) is the source of this 2293-nucleotide messenger RNA. Its product is annotated as ras-related protein Rab-24-like. The coding region runs from base 138 to 761 and encodes 207 amino acids. Gene Ontology annotation, molecular function: GTP binding; GTPase activity. The record is from RefSeq and is a predicted model, not a curated record. The transcript is spliced from 8 exons. NCBI's taxonomy places the organism in Eukaryota, Metazoa, Mollusca, Gastropoda, Lepetellida, Haliotidae.
GGAAUAGGUGGAGCUUUUUCAAGGGGAGUCACUCUGAAAAUUAGGUUUUUGUGGAAAACACCCUUGCGGUUUUGUUCGCAGAAGAUACAAUUGACACAGCCGAUCUUUUCAGUUACCUAGGAUGACCAAGAGUUCUGAUGGCAGGAAGUAGAGUAGACAUCAAAGUGGUUCUUUUGGGGAAGGCAUACGCAGGGAAGACAAGUCUUGUCGAGCGCUACAUCCAUGACCGAUUCAGUGGCGAUGUGGUGCCAUACCAGAAUGUAAUGACAAUCGGGGCAGCUUUUGGUGCCAAGAAGAUGGACGUUGAUGGACAGGCCCUCGUAAUGGGAAUAUGGGACACAGCAGGAAGUGAAAGGUACGAGGCUAUGAGCAGAAUCUACUAUCGUGGUGCCAGAGCGGCCAUCUUGUGUUUUGACUUGACAGACAAAUCCAGCUUUGACCGUGCUCGAUUCUGGAUAGGCGAACUCAAGGCCCAUGAAGAGAGUUGCAAGAUCUACCUGUGUGGUACAAAGAAGGACUUGGUGACCAAUGACCCGGAGUUACGGCGGGUGAACGAGAGAGCAGCGAAAGCAUUGGCUGAUGAUUGCAUGUCUGAUAUAUACGAGACUUCCAGCAAGUCAGGAGAAAACAUCAAGGAGUUGUUUGUACAGAUAGCCAAAGAUUACCUGGCAUCCGUCAGACCAGAAACACCAGAGAAAGGAAAAGAUACCUUUGUAUUACGUGAACUCCGCAAGUCCACGUGUAUGUGUAAAGGCAGCUGACCUAUCCCAUGAUGCCUUGCUGCUGAUGUGAAGGAAGCUGUCAUACACCACAUUCAUCGUCAACGUAUCGUUGCCGUGGUGAUAGCAGCACUGACUUUGACAAGGGGACGAGGCAGAAGAGAGGACUUUCAAUUCUUGAUUAGUCUCCAUGGUGGACAAUUAUUUUACAGUUAAUCAAUAUCUGAUAUUGCCAAGUCUCUGUGUUGCUUGCUUGAAGCCAACCUUCAUGAUAUGAAUGGUGCAAUUGUACCUUUAUUAUCUCAGUUUUGAGAAAAGAGGAUUUUUUAAAAGAUUGUUUUGUGGUGUUUGUGUGGCAGUGAAUUGUUAGGGCACAGCACAUGUAUGGUCUUGUGCUCAGUUGGGUUGGUGUCUGCCUGUCUAUCCGCAUGUAGGGUGGUCUGGUGGGUCAAGUUCUUGUCGCUCUAAAUGCUCGAGUUCAAAUACACACGAGAAGGAGUGAAGUGUUGGUUUGUAAUAUUCAUGGAAAAAAACUUGUGAAAUUAAAUAAAUACAAACACACAAAAAACACUUUUGAGUAGCUUUUGAAAAAAAUAUUCAGACAGUUGCCCAAGUUUGAUAUUUUUGUUAAUAAGGCAAACCAAUACAAUUUCUUGUUUGACAUAAUAAAAAAAAUAUAUUGUCAAGGUUGAUUUGAAAAUGCACUUAAAUAAACAAAAGGGUUUUAUCAGCUUUUUUUCAGUCCAUCACAGGAUAUAAUUACUUUCUCUUUUCACUUUGUAAAAUUCAGCACUGGCCCUUGGUAAAACAGAAAACAAAUGUCUCUAAAGAUAGAUUAAGACUUUUCUUUUGACCUUUACUCGAUCUGUAAAAUCAUUUCAUGUUGAAUAAACUGACAGCAUUAUCUUACAUUGUUUCAGCAACCCAUGCUUGACGUAAGAGGUAACUAACAGGAUCGGUUGGUCAGACUCUUUGACUUACUUAAUGGCAUGUCAUCAUAUCCCCUCUAUACUCAUGAUGUCAAUCACUGGAUUGUCUGGUUCAGACUCAAUUAUUUACAGACCAUAGUCAUAUAGCUUGAAUAUUGCUGAGUGAGCUGAUAAACAACAAACAAACUGAUAUUAUGAUGCAUGUUGGCUAUAUUAUAUACAGAUUAUAGUUAUUUUCUUAUUGUAUUAGUAGAUGUUUUAAUGUCGUAAAAUAACUUUUGAAAGAAUCUUGUUUCCAAUACAACAUUGCUGUUUCAUGUUUGCUUAUAACAAGUUUGUUAUGGUUAUUUGUUUUGUAUAUAGUAAUUGAUGAUAAUUUCUAUGAAGAAUACAUUUUAGAUUACUUGUUUAUGUUAGACAGUAAACGUCAAAAUAUUUUUUCUCAGUUUUAUCACUCUGUUAGUCCAUGUUUUGACAGUAACCCUUUUGUGAUGUAUUCUGAUUUUCUGAUGUGUGUGUUGAUUGGUCACUUGUACAGAAGUACCAGACAAUGUGAUUGGUGGAAUGUUUGAAUGUGUUGCAAGUCACUUCCUGUUUUCCAAAAUAAACAUACAGGGUUUUCUUAUACCUCAAAUAUGUAACAAA